AUGAUUAACAAAAACUUUAAUUUGCUGCUUAAAUUAAGCAAAACCGAUUUCCCACCACCAGGGGUUGGGUUCGGAAACAAUUCAAGACCAUUCACACCCGUGGAUCAAACCAUGAAGACACCCCUUGAUGCCCCUCAACAGUUCUUUCCUAUAGUUCCACAACAACAACAACAAAUGAGUGGUCUGGAAUUUUCGCUUAAUCCGGCUGGGAACUCAAUAUACCAGAAUCCAAGAGACAAUGAGUCAGACGAUAUUCUUACCGAUAUAGAUGAACCAAAUGGAUUCUACAAGAAGAAUUUUACUUUAUUUUUUACUAGUCAUUUUGAUCAAGUGUUAUUGACUAUAUAUUCCAAUGUUUUAUCACUGCCGACUACAACACCGUUUCUGGGUACUAUUCCUCCAAGUGGAUUGGUGAGUCGAGUUGCAAAUGAAACCAUUAAAGAAUUGAUAAAAAAUACUGCAUCCAACAAUGCCCCACAAUACGAUCAGUUCAAUAUCAUAAACAGAGAUUGUCUCAAGAGUCAUGAGUACCAGCCAAUCAUUUUGCAAUUGAUAAGAAAAAGAUUAUUAGAAUUGUGUCAUAGUAGGUCCAAUUCAAACAAUAAGCUUCCAGAAUCAACAUCAAUUCAAGUAAGUGGCACAUCAACCAGAAGUUCAGUGUCAAACUUGUCCCUUAAUGAAGCCAACUUACAAAACUACAAUGCAUCUAAUUCCAGUGCUGUCAAUUUGGCAAGAUCGAGGUCGUCUUCAAUUAACUUGAGAAAACAAUCUUUGACUAGAAACAAUUCAAAUAAUUGGUUGCAUGUUGGUAAUAUAAGUAACUUGCGACCAGUAGGAAAUCCAGAUUUCAAUAUCAGUACGGAUUCUUUGCAAUCCAUGCAAGACCAUGUUCCUCAAUCAAUGAUCAACAGAACAAGCUACAACAACAACUUUAACAAUUCCAACACAUCCAAUGUGGGACAGUUGAAUUCCAUGAUGAUGGAUUAUCAUAUCACUCCACCCACUUCACACAAAGGAUCUGUUUCAUCUGCUAUUACCCCACCAUUUAGUGUUGUUCAAAAUUCAAUUCCAGCUUCAUAUGAAUCCGAAGAGUUUUAUUUUUUACAAAGAUCAAGGUCUUCGUCCAGAGGCAAUAAUUUUCCACAUGCCCUUAAUAUCAAUACCGAUAUGUCCAAUCUUCAAUCAAUGAAUUCGAUGCAAGGGUUUUCUAAUGGUAAUCCAAGAAGUGCCGGAGGAAUUGCUUUGGAUUCUCCAUUUUUAUCUGCCACCACUCCAGGUGAUGAAUAUUUCCCAGGAUUCCCACUUCCCAACAACAAUAACAACAGCAAUACUAACCAAAGCAAUGGGGCAGCCACUCCUUCCACGCCAACUGGUAUGCAAAAUAACUUUGAUCAAGCGUUUUCAGCACCACCAUCAUCUGGUGAUUCAUCUAAGAUCAAUAUACCUAAUCAAUACACUUUGAGUGAGAAAAAGAGAGAUUCAUUGAAAAUGAAACGUGGUAUACAUUAG
Messenger RNA from Candida tropicalis MYA-3404, 1509 nucleotides. RefSeq lists its product as uncharacterized. NCBI's taxonomy places the organism in Eukaryota, Fungi, Ascomycota, Pichiomycetes, Serinales, Debaryomycetaceae. The record is from RefSeq and is a predicted model, not a curated record. Bases 1 to 1509 code for a protein of 502 amino acids. The transcript has a single exon.